Messenger RNA from Sclerotinia trifoliorum, 1947 nucleotides. NCBI's taxonomy places the organism in Eukaryota, Fungi, Ascomycota, Leotiomycetes, Helotiales, Sclerotiniaceae. The record is from the annotation of a GenBank genome assembly.
UUUAGUCUUAGGGGGGGAAGGAUAUACUGAUUAUAUUAUAUUGUGUAUAAUUACUUCGUGGAAGUACCUUUUUCUGUAUUUUGUUUUAUUUUGUCGUAUUAUAUUUUAUUGUACUAUAUUCUGCUGUGUUCUAUAUAUAUAUAAUCAUCACUAUAUCUCUUCUCUCUUUCCCCUACGGACUAUUCCCUACCCCCUAUCUUCCAUCACACAUCACCACCACAAACCACAAAAUGAAAAUUCCAGCAGUCACCAGCCUCCUGGCUCUAAACGAUGUGCAAAUAGCACAAGCAUCAGAAGGUCACUCAUCAAAUGUAGUAUCUAUGCCAAUUCAUCUUUUAUAUGGAAGUUUGAGUAAAGUCACUACGUCGGUUAUGGUGGGGAGUGCAAAUAAGAAGAUUGGACAGAGUAUUGAGGUUGUGGUUGAUUAUGGGAGUUCGGGAUUUUGGGUAUGUUUUUUUCUGUGCUUUUUUUUGGUUUCUUUUUUGGUUUCCUGGGAGAGGGGAUAUUGGGUACUGGGGCAUUGGGUUUGAUGGAUGUCUUUGCCCAAGAUGGUGGAUGGAUAUACAAGCCCGAAGCCCCCUUAAAUUAUAGGGAGUCUUCGAAUCCAGAUCCAAAUCCAAUAUCACAAAUCACAUAAAUCAUCCAUCACUAUGAACACAAUCUAACAAACCUAGGUAUUCGGUCCCAACGCAACCAUAAACUACGGAUCUCAAUACCUAGGAUUUCAAGGAGCAUGCAACACCACACCACAAUUUUACUACCACACCGAUGACUUCAAAGUUUCCAAUUUCAGCGGUACCUAUUCCUACGGAGGAAAUUCCAAGAUCCUAGACGCGGACAAAGCCGUCAACGAUACAUUGUAUUUCCCAUCCUCCCUUCCAGGCCCCUCAAUCCCCAACAUCAAAGUCGCGCUCGUGUCCUCAGGAACCGUGCGUCAAUAUGUUGCAGACGGAGAUCCAUGUCCAGGACUCUCCUACGAUUAUGGAAUCAUGGGUCUUGCAUCUACUGUGGGGGUAGACUCAGGACCUAACAUCAAAAGCGAAUUAUUAAGCCAAGGACGUAUAUCCUCCUCAAUCGUAUCCAUGUAUUUCGACUCCCCCCCAGCCAAUUCUCCCCCAACCUACAAUUAUACCGGAACUGUUCUCUUUGGCUCCCUACCUCCUUCUUCCUCCUAUACUGGAUCCCCAGUCUCGGUUCCUAUCGUCACACCCGCCGGUGAAGGCGAAUAUUAUAUUUCCCUCCCCACAAUCGCACACGGAAAUACCAGUAUCGCAUUCGAUUACCCAGACACAACAUGUCUAGUCGAUUCCGGCUCAUUAGCACUAUCCCUCCCCUACUCCUCCGACAACACCGAAUUUUUCCAAGCAACAGGUUUCAGCAAUUAUGAUUAUGAUGUUGCGUAUCCAAGUGCAUGUGAAGAUAUCCCCAGGGAUUUAACAUUGGAUUUUACCUUUAAGAAUGCAACUACGAGUACGACGGUUAAACUUCCGUAUAGAUAUCUAGCACGAGGUUCAUCGGGGCCAGGUGGUGUCACGCCAGAGGGCAUGUGUAUUAUGAGUAUUUCGCUGGGAAGUGAGUGUACGUUUGGAGCGCCUUGGUUUUUGGGAUCGAGUGUGGGGGUUGAUGAUGAUGAGAAAGUGGUUUGGAUUGCGCAGGCGAAGUUGUGAGGAGGAAAUUAUAAGGAGACAGUUGUGAGCUAGAGGGUUCCAGUGUAUAAAUAGAAGCAAAGAAGUCAGGCAAAAGAACGGAUGAGUUUUACCCAGGCGAAGUUGUGUGACGAACUUGCGAGGAGAGACUUAUGAAACAAACUCACAACGAAAAACUAUCAAAAACAAGAAAACCUCCCCAUAUAAACAGAAGCAAGCAAAAGCUCAAGUCAAGGCCCUCUCAAAAAAGAACGAUAACUUUCGCAUGAGCCAAGAUCUAUCUUAUUUAUGAUACCUCCUA